ACUCCGAUCAGGUCGAGCACUCACCACUGGUCACGCUGUGCUCGAAUCGGAUUGGCCUGCGCCAAAUACGAUAGCGAUGGGGACAUCGCGGUCACUCUAAUCGUCCGGCGCAGUGCCAUAAAUUCCAGAAGAACGGCCUCUCCACAGCUGGUCUGAGCGUUGCCAUCGUCGUUGCGGAGGUCGAUACUCUACUCGUUAUUAUCCGUCGCGAACGGGCAGCAAUCGAAAGACCAGCGACGUGUCUGGCGGAAAACAGCCAUGGUGGAGAUCAAAUACACGAAGAUCUUUAUCAACAAUGAGUGGCGUGACUCGGCCAGUGGGAAGACCUUUCCCAACAUCAACCCGUGCACAGGAGAUCUGCUGUGUGACGUGGCUGAGGGAGAUAAGGCUGAUGUUGACAUUGCAGUGAAGGCAGCUCGAGAAGCAUUCAAGCUUGAUAGCCCGUGGAGAUGCAUGGACGCUUCUGACCGAGGGCGACUUCUCUACAAACUGGCUGAGUUGAUCGAGCGAGAUAGUGACUACCUUGCGAGACUGGAAACCUUGGACAACGGCAAACCUGUCAAGGACGCUCGUGGUGAUGCCGGCAUGACGGCAAUGGUCUACAGGUAUUAUGCUGGCUGGUGUGAUAAGAUCCAAGGCAAGACAAUUCCUGUUGACGGAGAUUUCUUCUGCUACACCCGCCAUGAGCCGAUUGGUGUUGUCGGGCAAAUCAUUCCGUGGAACUUUCCCAUGGCAAUGCAAUCUUGGAAGAUGGCACCUGCCCUAUGCUGUGGCAACACUAUUGUGCUGAAGCCAGCUGAACAGACGCCUCUGUCAGCUCUCUACGUUGCAUCACUCUGCGCUGAGGCUGGCUUUCCGCCUGGAGUCGUGAACAUUGUACCUGGCUACGGACCAACGGCCGGUGCUGCCAUCUCGGAGCAUUAUGACGUGGACAAGAUUGCGUUCACAGGCUCCACCGAGGUUGGACACAAUAUCAUGCAGGCGGCUGGCAAGACCAAUCUUAAGAAUGUCACCCUGGAGCUGGGCGGGAAGAGUCCUAACAUCAUCUUUGCUGAUGCCGACUUGGACUACGCGGUGGAGAUGUCCCACUUUGCACUCUUCUUCAACCAAGGACAGUGUUGCUGCGCUGGAUCGCGCGUGUUCGUCGAGGAGAGCAUCUACGACGAGUUUGUGCGACGCUCGGUGGAGCGCGCCCGCAAGCGAAAGGUCGGAGAUCCGAUGGCUGACGACGUUGAGCAGGGUCCGCAGGUGGAUCAAGAGCAAUUGACAAAGAUUUUGGACUUGAUCGACUCUGGAAAGAAGGAGGGUGCUAAGUUGGAAUGUGGUGGCGAGCGUCAUGGAGACAAGGGUUUCUUCGUUCAACCAACUGUCUUCUCCGGUGUCGAAGAUGAUAUGAGAAUUGCUAAGGAAGAGAUCUUCGGUCCAGUGAUGCAGAUCAUGAAGUUCAAGACCGUCGAGGAGGUGAUCGACCGGGCCAACAACACCGUGUAUGGAUUGGCUGCGUCCGUCUUCACCAAGGAUAUCGACAGGGCUCUGCGUGUCGCCCAUGCCCUUCGCGCCGGCAGUAUGUGGGUCAACUCGUACAAUGUGCUGCGACCGUCUGCUCCGUUCGGCGGCUUCAAAAUGUCUGGCGUGGGCCGUGAGCUUGGCGAGUACGGACUUCAGCAGUACUCUGAAAUCAAGACGGUGGCAAUCAAGGUGACAAAGAAGAACUCCUAAUCAUGUCGCAGCAGAGCAUGCAGGAACUGUUGCCACGGUGUGACCUGCAACGCCCAGACCGUCUCCUUCUCAUCCGUACCGUCGGUGGAAACACGAUGAUUUAUUUGCCAUUUUGUGCUUUACUGUCAAGUGUGUGUGUGUGUGUGUGUGAGAUGUCAGUAGACUUGUUCUUGCCGGGAUUACAACUACCGGUAUGAUUUCUAGUUUUCUUGUUUUUCUCUUAGUUGUCCUCUUGUCCGUCCUCGGCGAAGAAAAGCUCGAAAUUUGCGGUCAAUAUCAGCACAAUGUGUGGCAAAAUCGCAGGGAAUUUGCGACAAAAUCGCAGGGUAUUAGCGACAGUUGUACGUUGCCGGGACGUGUUUGCGUGCGCGCAAUGUCAGACUUUCCCCUGCCCGAAUUAUAAGUAACGUGUGGGUUUUUUUUUACUUUUUGUUUCGCUCUUUUUGAUUGCUGCCUCGUCGCUAGCUAGCUUUGCUUAUCCUGCCUUGCUCUUUAGUCACGGCGCCGCCUAUGCUUUUGUUUCGUUCUUGCCGUGUUUGCACAUACCUUAUCCUUUGUCGCACUAGAGUGCAUCUACAAGAUGCUGAGAACCGUG
Messenger RNA from Sycon ciliatum, 2314 nucleotides. Its product is annotated as aldehyde dehydrogenase 1A1-like. The record is from RefSeq and is a predicted model, not a curated record. Lineage: Eukaryota; Metazoa; Porifera; Calcarea; Leucosolenida; Sycettidae. The coding region runs from base 259 to 1719 and encodes 486 amino acids. Gene Ontology annotation, molecular function: aldehyde dehydrogenase (NAD+) activity. The transcript has 15 exons.